CACCGACCAGACAUCUGGCAACCACGAAUCGGCUUUUAUUUACCAAAAAUUGUUGCUAAUAUUUUGAAUGAAAUCUGCGGUAUCUUAACUAAAAACCAGCCUGGUCCGGGCAAUAUGCGGCUCUGUCAGUAUCUUGUAGUCACCUUCGCCCUAAUGACAUGCUCGGCCAGCAACCAUUGGGUGCUCAAAGACGAGCGAAUUGUGCAGAAGCUGGAUUCCCCUUUCCACAUGCGUGAGCCGCAGAAUCUGGCCGCCUUCCUGGAGCAAAUACGCUAUAAUGAAUAUGUGGAGCGAUCCUAUUUGGAUUUGCUGCGCAAACGGGAGCAGAUAGUCGAACAUUUGCGUUUCUCAAUGCGCUUUGGAGAGGAUCUGGCCGAACAGGCCAAAUGUGCCAUGGAUUAUUAUAUGCUGGAGAAGCGUAUGUCGUAUUUAAAGAUCACACCGGAUCAACUAAAGCGUAUUAAUCUGCCCGAGGGACAAAAGGAUCUGAAUCAGGCCCAGAUCAGGGAACGAUCCCAGGAAGAGCCCAUAUGCACCAAGUACCAGGAGCUGCCAGUGGGUCCAUCCACCUACGAUCACCUGGAGAGUUUUCAUCCCGAUGUCAUUGAGUCGGCGUAUGUGGAGCGUGAGCAUGACAAUAAUAUAGGCACUGCGACAGUGGAGUUAACGCGACGCUUUGCCGCCGAUGGACUGCAACAUCAUCCGGGAUCAUGGAAAUUUCAUACGCUGAGCUCCUAUUACUGGCGUAUGCGGGGCAACGCACGACAGGCUCUGCCAUGUGCUCGCAUUGCAGUAAUGCUGGCACCUCCAAUGUUUCGGGACAUUCCGCUGCUCUCACUGGGCACUAUUCUUUUUCGCAUGGGUCGUCUAGCGGAUGCAGAUCUAUUGCUUACAGCCGCCGUGGAGCAUGCUCCGCUAGUGGCCGAAAAUCAUGUGGUCCUUGCAUCGGCACUGGCUAUGAAGCACGAUUUUAAUCGAUCAUUGCAGCAUUUUGAUGAGGCUGAACGUCUUGAUCCAAGUACAUUGCCACGCACCCAGCAGGUGCGAAAUUUUAUCAGUUGCCUGGAGAAUCUCACCAAGAAGACAUCCAAAAUGUACAGUUACGUUAAGUAUAUGAAGAACGAAGUGAAGGAGUUCAAGAAGCUGAAAUAUCACAUAUCGCAGAAUCAUGAGCGAUUAAUCCAACAGCAAUUGCCAUUGGGAGCUAGACGUUUUCUCGAUUUAAAGCACUCAAAUAAUGAUGAUCUACAUCGUCGUGGGCAAUACUGCAGUACACGGACACCAAAUGGGUCUGAUGAGCCGGUACUCUUCUGUGACUUCUAUUCGGAUAUGCAAAUGCGACUGGAAAGCAAAGAUGUCGAUAUUGAUGUACUCGAGCGUGAUUUAAAGGCCAAUACUGAUGCUGUUAUUCGGCAGGUGUCUACCGAAAUACGCAAGCAAUUUAAUUUGGAGCAGCUAAAGGCCGCUAAAGCCCAAAUGCCAGCAAAGGCCACCAAGACCACGUAGAAUGAUCCAAUCCAAGGCUAAUGCCCGAAUGCAUUCCCAAUGCAACAAUGUCACAAAUUAGCUUUUAAAUUGUUUUUUAGAGUAUUUAUGUAUGGAUGUAUAUGUGUUGUGUGAAUGUAGGUAUAUUAAAUAUAUAUUUAUAUUUAUAUAGGAAUAGUUUAAGUAAUCAGGUAUAGUUUAAAAAUUUGGUUUUUCAAUUGUGCAUGUUAUUUGUAAAUUAUAUAUAUUACUAUUAUAUAGAAUGUAAUAAAUUCCCCAAGCGGUCUUUAUACAUAUAAAAUAUUUGGGACUUGCAGGCCUACAUAAAAAUAUAUUUAUAAAAGAUUUUAUUAUACUUACCAAAACAAA
Messenger RNA from Drosophila willistoni, 1854 nucleotides. RefSeq names its product tetratricopeptide repeat protein 17. Gene Ontology annotation, cellular component: actin cytoskeleton; cytoplasm. Gene Ontology annotation, biological process: actin filament polymerization. The coding region runs from base 115 to 1506 and encodes 463 amino acids. Gene Ontology annotation, molecular function: protein binding. The transcript has a single exon. The record is from RefSeq and is a predicted model, not a curated record. NCBI's taxonomy places the organism in Eukaryota, Metazoa, Arthropoda, Insecta, Diptera, Drosophilidae.